Molecule: messenger RNA, 709 nt
Organism: Bombus terrestris (buff-tailed bumblebee)
Lineage: Eukaryota; Metazoa; Arthropoda; Insecta; Hymenoptera; Apidae
Exons: 4
Coding region: 1-492 (163 amino acids)
Source: RefSeq, a predicted model, not a curated record
AUGAUUUAUCUGCAGGAUUUCAUCAACGGAUUAGGGGAAGCCAUGAAGUACAAUUUACGGUGUAACCGAAAUAUCAGUGAAAAGAUGACGAAAAAAGACUUCGUAUACGACAUUCGUCCACCAAUUCAAAGUUCCAGAAAGUUGGAAGAAGGAAAAUAUCCAAUCGUAUUACCACUACAACUGCGAAAGAAACAUAGUACCGAUUCGAAAAUGCCCCAAUACUCCGUUAUUUCGGAAAAGAACGAUUACAAUUCAAAUGACGACGAAAUGAAUCUUUCAGAGCAACGAGCCUUGAAAUUCGAGUGCAAUUUCUGCCAUGAACAAAUUGCUACACUUUUGUCUUUGUCCACUCACAUUAAAUUUCAUCGACGCAGAUAUUGCAAGUAUUGCUACUGGAUACUACCAGAGAACGAAACGAUGAAAGAGCAUAUCGAAAGUACUCAUCGAAUCGAUCCAGGUAUGAACAUAUGUACAUUGGAUUUUUCUAUAUGAAUAAAUCGUCAAUCACUGUUAAAUGUCAAUAUUGUAAAAGCGAAAUUUGACAACAAAACAAAAAUGUUCCGUACAUUGUGUAAAUGCGAUGGACCUAUAUGGAUUUCUAUCAUUGAGAUACUGUGUCUCAUUGCUAUUACUUGGCAUUUUGUUUGUUUCUGAAUACGUAGCUUAUAAAGUUUGUCCACGAUAGAAGAUCACACAAUCAUAAACAAUG